AUGGAGCCCCCCUACCAGGCAGCGUCCAUUCUCAUGAAGGUGAACACCUUACAAGGGAAGAAGAUGGUGGAGACGGGCCUCCAGUCUGGAGACUUCUCCCUGUCCCAGUCCUGGCCUUCCUGCCUCCCCCCGCCGGCCAGCUUGGAGACCCUGCAGCAGAAGGUGGCUGGGGUGCAACGGGAGCUGGCGGACUUCAAGAAGGAGGCGCUGAAGGCCAUCCACUUCCUGGAAGACGCCUUCGGCAGGAUGAAUGGCACCCUGGCGCAGCAGGAGGAGCAGGCCGCCCGGGUGAAGCGGCGGCUGAGGGAGGAGGAGGACCGCGGGGUUGUGCGCAACAAGGUCCUCACCUUCCUGCUGCCGCGCGAGAAGCAGCUCAGGGAGCACUGCCAGCGGCUGGAGCACCUGCUGCUGGCCAGGAGUCGCCCCGGGCCGGGCGCCGCUGGGAAGGGCCAGGCCGACUGA
Molecule: messenger RNA, 462 nt
Organism: Lepus europaeus (European hare)
Lineage: Eukaryota; Metazoa; Chordata; Mammalia; Lagomorpha; Leporidae
Gene: CCDC182
Product: coiled-coil domain containing 182
Exons: 1
Coding region: 1-462 (153 amino acids)
Source: RefSeq, a predicted model, not a curated record